Messenger RNA from Aspergillus homomorphus CBS 101889, 1050 nucleotides. RefSeq names its product class II aldolase/adducin domain protein. Lineage: Eukaryota; Fungi; Ascomycota; Eurotiomycetes; Eurotiales; Aspergillaceae. Gene Ontology annotation, cellular component: cytoskeleton. Gene Ontology annotation, molecular function: actin filament binding. The record is from RefSeq and is a predicted model, not a curated record. The transcript has 5 exons. The coding region runs from base 97 to 1017 and encodes 306 amino acids.
CCAAUUGCCCCUCUUUUAAUUCCUCGUCAAGCCCUUCCAUACUCUCGAACCCCUCUCAAGUCAUUCAGAAUCAUUUUAGUCCAUAAACCGCCAACAAUGUCGACAACAAUCACCCAAAGCCCAGAAGCGGCGCAAACGCUCCCCGUCGUCGCCGCCAACCAGCCCAACAACUUCCACCCGGGCGACGCCGCCGCCGAUAAGCCCUUCCAGGCCCUGGCGCGGGGGACUCGCAGCGGCACCCUCAAGCUACGGGGCAUCCCCACCUUCUCGGAUGUGUAUGCGCAACGCCAAUGGAUGAAGGAGCAUAUGGCGGCUGCGUUCCGCUACUUCGGCAAGAAAGGCUAUGGCGAGGGUGUGUCCGGCCAUAUCUCGAUGCGAGACCCCAUCCUAGCAGACCACUUCUGGAUGAACCCCUUCGCCAAACACUUCUCGACCAUCAAGGCCUCGGACCUGGUGCUCGUCGAUGCGGACGGCUACGUCACCGAGGGCGGCGCCCAGCUGCCCAUCAACGAGGCCGGGUUCAUGAUCCACUCGGAGAUACACAGGGCGCGGCCGGAUGUGAUCGCCGCGGCGCAUACGCAUUCUGUGUACGGGAAGACGUGGAGUGCGUUCGGGAGGCCUGUUGAGAUGUUGACGCAGGAUGCGUGUAACUUCUUCGGCCGACUUAGUGUCUACGAUGAUCAUGGGGGCAUUGCCCUCGCUCAGGAUGAGGGGAGGCAGAUUGCCGAGGCGUUGGGGAAGGAGAAUUUGGCGUGUAUUUUGCAGAAUCAUGGUCUCCUGACGGUUGGUCGCACCGUCGACGAGGCGGCGUUCCUCUUCUCCAGCUUGGAUAAUGCCUGUCAUUCGCAACUGUUGGCGGAUGCCGCUGCUGCCAAUGGGGUCCCGAAGAAGAUCAUCUCGGAUGAGGUGGCUAAGUAUACGGCUGAUGCUGUGCAGAGUCCGCAUAACUUCUACACGGAGUUUCAGCCGGAGUUUGAGUUGAUUGUUGAGGAGACUGAUGGGAGGGUCUUGCAGUAGACUCUCUCAGUGGGGUUAGGUUUGAUGCAGUGG